Molecule: messenger RNA, 1995 nt
Organism: Symbiodinium sp. CCMP2592
Lineage: Eukaryota; Dinophyceae; Suessiales; Symbiodiniaceae
Source: the annotation of a GenBank genome assembly
AUGGCCGACAUCCUCGUGCCGCAGACUCCGCCUCGCAAGGUGAUGAAACCGAGAAGGGUGGCGGACUUGACAGGUCUUUGGGAGGCCUGGGAGGAGAACCGUCAGCUACGCAAACAGAGCCGGAAGAAGGGAAGCUUGCUGGAAUGGGAACACCCCUCCAAGGUUGGGCUCAUAAACCGGAGGUCUCUGAUGCUGAACUGGAAGGUGAUCUUGCCUUUGCUUGAAAUCUACUGCCCAAAGAAUGAGCCCAAGACCGUCAGGCGGUUCUUCGAAGAGAUCGAGGUCACUCCCAAGAACGGUUUGUGCCACUGCACCAGCCACAGCUUGAAAAUGUUCGUGAGCUACAUUAUUCGGCGACAUGACGGAUCUGUGAGAAAGGAUCACCGCCUCAAGGCCAUCUUCGACGAGGUGGCCAAGAGCUGGCCGCCGAAGGCCCGCAGCCGCAGGACCUUGGUUGAGGACGCCGAGAAUCCAGAUGAUGAUGAGUGUGAGAAGGAAGGCCAGGAGGAGGAAGAGGAAGAGGAGCUACAGUUGACCGAGGAUGAGGUUGAGGAAGAUUCUCAAGCAGCUGAGGUUGAUGACUACCUAGCCGAGGCCAUGGGCCUUGUUCCGGGAAGCCCGCAACCACCUUCGGCCUAUGUGGGUACGGUGGCCUAUGAGCUGAGCAAUGAAGGGGAGCCGGUGCCUUAUCGGCCAGCUUUGCUUGAUGGCAAUGAAGGCGAGGCUGGUGCAGGCACAGAUCUGGUGAAACGGUUGGCUGAGCUGGAGCAUCUUGCUUCAAAUGAAGGGCAGCAAAUCGCCCAUCGAAGAGCAGCUUUGUCUGGCCAGAUGGCAAUCCAACGGUGGCACAGUUUGCAGCACAUGGACAGCCAACGGACCAUCGCUUGGCCGGAGCGGCUAGAUGAUGGGCAUGAGCAGGAUGCCUUCGCAGAUCCUCCAGCUACCUCGGUUCAGACGAGACGGAGAGACCAGAUGCAAGAAAGGGAGCAGGCGAAGCGGGCAGACGAUGAGAGGGAGGAGGAGGACCCUGAAGAUCCCGAGCCGGUUCCCAUGAAGCGGCCUGCAGCCAAGUCGACAACAAAGGGUGGUGGCAAGAGGGGCAAGCAGGGUGACGACGACGAGCCAAAGCCGAAGCCUGCCAACAGAGGCAAGCAGGGUGACGACGAGGAGCCGAAGCCGAAGCCUGCCAAAAACGGGAAGCGGGGUGACGACGAGCCGAAGCCGAAGCCUGCCAAAAACGGCAAGCGGGGUGACGACGAGGAGGAGCCGAAGCCGACGCCUGCCAAAAGAGGCAAGCAGGGUGACGACGAGGAGGAGCCGAAGCCGACGCCUGCCAAAAGAGGCAAGCAGGGUGACGACGAGGAGGAGCCAAAGCGGAAGCCUGCCAAAAGAGGCAAGCAGGGUGUCGAGGAGGGGGAGCCAAAGCGGAAGCCUGCCAAAAGAGGCAAGCAGGGUGACGAGGAGGAGCCGAAGCCUGCCAAGAACGGCAAGCGGGGUGACGACGAGGAGCCGAAGCCUGCCAAGAAGGGCAAGCGGGGUGACGACGAGCCGAAGCCGAAGCCUGCUACGAAGGGCAAGCAGGGUGACGACGAGCCGAAGCCGAAGCCUGCGAAGAAGGGCAAGCAGGGUGACGAGCCAGUGCCGAAGCCUGCUAAGAAGGGCAAGCAGGGUGACGACGACGAGCCACUGCCGAAGCCUGCCAAGAAGGGCAACGAGCCGAAGCCUACGCUAAAAAAGACGUUCGCCAGAAGGUUCGAGCCCCCAACCGAGGGGGACUCCAAGUGCCUUUGGACCUCCAUCCGGGAUGCCUUCAAUGCCGUGAUUCGCCAACACUUCCGUUUCCCUGCUAAGCACGAGGAUCUCUUCUGGAAGCACUGCCGGCCCAUGCUGAUCCAGGAGGAACAGCCCCACUUCAGAUCGAAGGCACAGCAGGUUGCCUUUGAGUGGUUGGAAAUGCAGAGAGCAAAUGGUGCUCUGGACAACCUUGACAACUAA